Molecule: messenger RNA, 801 nt
Organism: Rhopalosiphum maidis (corn leaf aphid)
Lineage: Eukaryota; Metazoa; Arthropoda; Insecta; Hemiptera; Aphididae
Gene: GMF
Product: glia maturation factor beta
Exons: 4
Coding region: 262-681 (139 amino acids)
Biological process (GO): actin filament debranching; negative regulation of Arp2/3 complex-mediated actin nucleation
Cellular component (GO): actin cortical patch
Molecular function (GO): actin binding; Arp2/3 complex binding
Source: RefSeq, a predicted model, not a curated record
UAAUGAUUGGCGAUUAUUAAUUAGUAAUAAUUACUGUUUAUACUCAAUACUUUACACAGUUACAAGUGUUACAACCUUGCGAGUUGCAGGGCUAUAUUAAUUAAAUAUUUCAAUAUUCUAUCAAUCAUUUAUUUGUGUUGUUGUAUCUUCUACCAAACAUUUUCAUUUUUGACUAUUACACCUGUUUUAUAUUUGUGAAUUUGUAACGUGUACUUAGUCCCAGAGACUUGAAUUGUGUACUGUACCUAUUAGUGUGGUAAAAUGGGCACUAAAGUAUGUGAUAUUGGAGAUGAUGUUAAGGAAACAUUGAGAAAGUUUCGGUUCCGUAAAACAACAAAAAAUGCUGCUCUUAUAAUGAAAGUGGACAGAGAAAAACAGCAAGUAUGUGUAGAUGAAAUGUUGGACGAUGUCACUCUUGAAGAACUAAGAGAAAUUUUACCAGGUCAUCAGCCACGUUAUAUAAUUUAUUGCUGUAAGAUGGAACAUGGAGAUGGCCGAGUGUCAUUUCCGAUGUGUUUCAUUUAUUUCACUCCAAGGGAUAGUCAUAUGGAAUUGCAAAUAAUGUAUGCAGGUACUAAAAUGGCUUUACAGCGUGAAGCCAACUUGACUAGGGUGUAUGAAGUGAGAGAAUUGGAUGAAAUGACAGAUGAGUGGUUACAAGACUGUGUUAUGGGAAAGUAAUAUUUUAUAAAAAUUUAAAAUAAUAUUAAAUGACAUAAAAUAGGUUUUAAAAUUGAUAUAUAGUUUUUUUUUUAAAGACCAUUAAAUAAUUUAAUAAAAUUUUAUAUUGGCCCAAAUUUA